This is a messenger RNA of Aureobasidium melanogenum CBS 110374, 2832 nucleotides long. RefSeq lists its product as uncharacterized. The record is from RefSeq and is a predicted model, not a curated record. Lineage: Eukaryota; Fungi; Ascomycota; Dothideomycetes; Dothideales; Saccotheciaceae. The transcript has 5 exons. Gene Ontology annotation, cellular component: cytoplasm. The coding region runs from base 1 to 2832 and encodes 943 amino acids.
AUGGUGAAGGCCGACAUCAAACGCAACUACUAUGCGGACUUGGAACUGCCUAGUGAUGCCUCAGUCGAAGACAUCAAGAAGGCAUACCGCAAGCUUGCGCUGAAGUACCAUCCCGAUCGCAACCCUGGCAAAGAAUCCGAAAUCGUACCCAAAUUCCAGGCUAUCCAAGCCGCGCACGAGAUCCUCCACGAUCCAGUCUCUAAGACUCGCUACGAUGCAGACCGCAGGAAGGCGGGACUAGGAGGUGGUGCCUUCACUAAGCCAAACACCACAUCCAACUUCCCUCCGCCGCCGAGACGUACGCCAAACCCGACUGCCUCAUGGCGUAGCACUACAUCAGGAGCCUCGGGAGCCGACCGCUUCACAAACUUCCCCAAACCAGCUCCUACAAGCAAGAAGAACCCGACAGAUUCUGCGAAUGUCUUCAACGCAUGGCAGAACAUGAAGUCGCAGGCGUCUGGUGCCGCGCCGCAACCACCGCCACGAACAUCUCCCAAACGACCAGUGCCCAAUCCACCACCUAGGAGGGAUACCCGCUUUCCCACCGAGGAGGACAUUCGUGCUGGUAUGAACUACCGCGAGGCUCCGCCGAGACCUGCCACUGGGACUGGCUAUGGUGGAUUCCGCUCAGCUUGGGCCGAAUACAACAGUGCUGGUGGAAGCAAAGCAGGUGCUUCAGCUUCUUCUAGCACACCGAGGAAGGGUGGACAGGCAGGAAGUACAGCCAACUACUCAUCAUCUAGGAGAAAAUCCGCAGAUCCGCCUUACUAUCCACCUCCACCGCCGCGCUCUGCGUCUCAGAAGAACUAUUCAGACGGUCCCUCUGAGGAAGCUCGUCGCACAGCCAGCACGCCUCAUGUACCCAUGGCUUCAGAAGGAGCGUCAACUUUCCGUCGGUCAACACGCAAGGCGGGUACCGGUACUGCACGAAAGCCUUUUGUCGUCUACAGCUCAAGCGAUGAUUCUGAGACUGAAGACGACUCCGCUUCCACGACUCCUGACACUGCACAGAAGAACCCUGAAUCAACGACGACCGGUCAGCCCGCUGACCCAUUCACACGCUCGUUCACACGUCCUAAGAAGACACCCAAUCCACCCAGCCGACAAUUCAAGAAUGGUGUACCCUACAAGGCUCCAGGCGAGAGCGGUACAAGCAGCAAUUCUGGUCCAGACGCAGCAACAAAUGCUGGCGAAAAGGACAAACCAACAAUGUAUGCCAACCAUUUCUCUACCCCUCCUUCCAAAAAGCAAGAAAAGAUGCCCUCUCCUGUCUAUCCGUUUGGGAGAAUCUACCAACACAACAAAAGCCCCGACUCAAUUCCUCGAUGGGCUGUCCCGUCCUCUGUUCCUCCGGUCAAACGGAGCCAUUCGGCUGCUCAACGCGCCUGGAUAGAUCUGACGGACAAUGGACCGUCUGAUCAUGUGAGAAAGAGUCAACCAACUUUCCAUGAAAGACCGUUGGACGUGUCGAAAUCUGAUGAUCCCAUCGACCUCACCACCGAUGAUACCCCUGAGCCACAAUCACCAUAUAAGAAGACUUGCUUCACAAAAGACGAUGCUACUGACCUGUAUCGUCUUGACAAUCGUUCAUUACAUCAGUCGGAUGCUGACUUUUUCUGCAACAGAUUCACGAUACCUAUCAACGCCGACACCUUCAGGCCGAACAUGGCUAAAAGUCGCAGUGAAGACAGUAUCAAUACAUCCUUUGUGCCUGAGCAGUGGGCCGGUGACUUUACCAGUAACAACGUUUUCGCUGCCGCCCAAGCCACGACUGGUCGCAAGUCUGCCACACCUUCACGGAAAUCCUCGAGAGCCUUCCGCCAACAGUCAAGGGCCAACACUUUCCAUGAGACAUCUACACAGUCAAUCUACACUGAAUCUGCACCUGCGCAAGAUACAACUGUUCCAUCGCCUCCCCCACCACCUGCAAAGUACUCUCCCGAAGAAUGGGCUAAGCACUUCCAGGAUGCAUCAUGGGCUUUUGAUCCUAACAGUCUGCGCACCGCGUCACCUGGUAAGCCAGAGUCGAAGACGACUUCUAGAAGCAAUUCGGCUGCGGUGAGAAAGGGUUCGAGAGUUGCCAACAAGAUUCCCGUCAACACACCAAAGCCCGCCACGGUAGCAGAUGAGGCGGAAGAGAAUGCUCCUCGGACUCAGUCGCCAGAUGAGAUGGAUGUCGAUGAUGCUCCACCAGCCAACGAAACUGCUGCACCCCAACCUUCCACCACACAAGAGCCUCGUAUCUAUCCAGUCGACACCACUCAACUCCGUCAAGAUGACACCAAGGCAAACAAACGCGAGAGCGAGGGUUUCAACGUCAAACUCGACGACCUCAGCGCCGCCGUCGACCCCCAACCCUCACAAGGCCUCGACGGUCUAGCAGAUAUCAGCAGCACCCUCCCUUUUACCUCCAAAGCUUCCACCAGCAUCCCCACCUUCACACCCCAAAACCUCGUGCUUCCACCUCUGCCGCGUGCCCCCUCCACACCCACAAAACUCACCCGCGCAUCUUGGUCCACCUACUGCACCACCUUCUCCAUCUACCUCGACAAAUUCCACAAGUACAAUUCUGUCGUCGUAACCCAUUUUGCCAAACGUCAAGACCUUGCUGCUAAAGUCGUCAGGGCGGGUAUUAGAGCACUAGAAGCUGUGGGUGAGGCGUCUACUGGCGAAGGCUUUAUGAGUUAUGCACAAGCUGUCAAGGAAGAUGAGCGCGUGAGAGAGUAUUGGAAUGUCGGGUGUGAGAAACAUGCAGAAGCGGUCAGGGAGUUUGAAGCUGUAAGGGAGAGGGUUAGGGUAUUGAGUGAAGGCGCUGGGCUACCUGAUAACUGA